This is a messenger RNA of Eucalyptus grandis, 2073 nucleotides long. Its product is annotated as MND1-interacting protein 1. Bases 1 to 2073 code for a protein of 690 amino acids. The record is from RefSeq and is a predicted model, not a curated record. NCBI's taxonomy places the organism in Eukaryota, Viridiplantae, Streptophyta, Magnoliopsida, Myrtales, Myrtaceae. The transcript is spliced from 2 exons.
AUGGGUAAGAGCGCAAGGAACAAGCAGAAGUCCAAGAACCGGCGACCGCCGCAGCUGCAGAACCCGCAAACCAACCCCCGUAGUCAACCGGGUCGAGCGCCGGGAUCCAUCUCGGGGACCGGACCCAGCUCGACCCCUCGGAGGAGCGGCGGCGGGGAUCGUGCCAGCCGGGACCUGAGCUCCGAUGAUAGCUGGCUCCUGGACCCGUCCCCGGCGAUUGGCCCGACGCUCGAGCGUCCCUCGUUCGAAGAUUUCGAUAAGUUGUCGGAGGAGCAAGGUUUAGAGAAUAUACUGCGGAGAGCUUUGGAGAAAAUGUACCUAGAAGCGUUGCAUGGGCUUCUGGAUAUGGGGUAUGAUCAGGAUACCGCGCUGAAGGCGAUCCUCAGGAGCGGGCAUUGUUAUGGGGACGAGGACAUACUGACGAAUAUAGUCAAGAACGCGCUCGCUUACUUGACUGGCGAAUGCCCCAGCAGGAACCCGAUUUUCGAGGCGAAUGGGAUCGUGUUCACGAGCUUGAUGCCUAUGGCGGAGCACUCGUUGCGUUGCAUGGUUCAUGUGCUGCAACAGAUUCACCACAGUAGAAGGUUGGCGUUGUGGUCUCUCGUUUUAGGCAAACUCCAUUUGGGUUCGGCAAUUGCAUUGCCUCCCCCUGAUGGGAAUCCCGACUCUGAUAGUAGUAACAAGAACGGGGUCGAUGAUCAUCUGCCCCCGUGCUGUAGGUUCAACCGUUGUAUGGGGAUUCAGUGGUUAGAAAAUUCAGGGGUUUCCCUGAAUAGGUCAGCUGUUGGCAACGAAGGGAAUAGCCAUCAGCCGAAUGAUGAACACAGUUUGCAAAUAUAUAUCGAGGUCGCAGAUAGGUUUGGUUUGUCACCGGAAAUGAAGUCAAUGCUGAAAAAGAAUGUAGCCAAGGUUGCUGCCGCUGCUCGGACAAACUCGAUGCAUAUGUUGCCCCAGACCCUUAUGCCCUCAAAUGCUUCUUUGAUGGGGGAUGCCGCGGCGGUUUCGCAGCCUGAAGUCUGUGACGAUUCUAGUGUUUUAAGGCAGAAAGAGUGGGUGAACUCUGUGAUGGAUACACUUCGCGGUGAACUUGGAGAUUUAAAUCUUGAGGGGAAUUUGGGUGAUUUGCCAGAAGAUAGAAAGGAUGCCAUUAUUCUGCACAUGCAGAAUAAAAUCAAGGAUCUCGAGAAACAAGUGAAGGAGAGAGAGGCGUGGGCUCGCCAGAAGGCGAUCCAGGCGGAGAAAAGUGUUGACAGUGCUUUAUUGGAACUCGAGACGUUGAGAAAGGAGAUGGCGGAGAGUCGUCACAUACUGAAGAAAGGUAAACCGACUCUUGAUGUGAGCACCGUGAUGAAACUCUCUGAGAAGCAAAGUGAAUUGAAGAAGGUGACUGCCCAAGCGGAGGCUGGUCACGCAGCUAUGAUACAGGUUGAGAAUGAGAAGGCUGAAAUCAAGGCGGAAUUGGAGGCUUUCAACCUAAGCGCAUCGGAAUCUGCAAACACCUAUCUGGAGAUUGCAAAGAGGGAAAAGAAGAACCUGAAGAAACUCUCGGGUUAUGAGAAAGAGAAAGUCAAGCUUCAAGAGGAGAUUGCAGAGGAGAGACAGAAGAUCACUGACUUAAAGCAGCAGUUGGUUGGGAUAGAGCAAGCCUCGAGGGAAGCUGAGAUAAAGUGGAGGCAGGCAGCAGAUGCAAAAGAGCUUGCCAAUGCACAGAUUGAGGAAGAAAAGCGAGCACUGAAAGCAGCGGAGGCUGAUGGUAAGAAAAGGCUAGAAGAUCUGCGCUUAAGAAUAGAGGUAGAGUUGAAGUCGUACAGGGACGAAGUCCUGAGAUUGGAGCAAGAGCUUUCAUCUCUAAAAAUAGCAGCUGGAAACACCGAAGCAACAGCGGAGCUCGAACAGGAUGGUAGAAAAUGCAUAAUCUGCAUCAAAAAUGAAGUCUCUGUUAUCUUCUUGCCAUGUGCCCACGAGGUUGUGUGCGCUGACUGCUGUGACCAACAUGGGUAUAAGGAUAGAGUCUCAUGCCCUAUGUGUCAAGUUCCAAUUGAAGAGGCGGUUCGUGUCUUCAGAGGUAGCUAG